CUGGAGGAGAGCAGGCAGCAGAUCGCAGCCUUGCAGGCGGGGCUGCUGAAGGUCGUUCCUCAGGCUGUGCUGGACAUGCUCACCUGGCAGGAAGUGGAGAAGAAAGUGUGUGGAGACCCUGAGAUCACUGUGGAAGCCCUGAAGCGACUCACACGCUAUGAGGACCUGGAAAUGAGUGACGUCAGAGUGCAGUACUUAUGGGACGCACUGACGAGCUUCACCAAUGAGGAUCGCAGCAGGUUUCUGAGGUUUGUAACCGGUAGAAGUCGUCUUCCUGCGCCUAUCUACGUCUUUCCUGAUAAAGGCAUGGAAACAACUGAUGCACUUCCACGCUCGUCCACUUGUUCCAGCACUCUGUAUUUACCCAACUACCCAAGUGCAAAGGUUUGUGAGGAGAAGCUGCGUUACGCUGCUUAUAACUGCGUGGCCAUCGACACCGACAUGAGCCCCUGGGAAGAGUGAUCAUCUCUUGCUGCUUACCCGAACAAACACUUUUCAAAUCACUGAUGAAUGAAGAAAGAUCUCGCCAAUUGUAUCCACAUAUCGACACAACUGCCAAUUAAUCAUAGCUGUAUAUAAUAAAGAACUCUAUGGAAACAUGAAA
Molecule: messenger RNA, 604 nt
Organism: Notothenia coriiceps (black rockcod)
Lineage: Eukaryota; Metazoa; Chordata; Actinopteri; Perciformes; Nototheniidae
Product: E3 ubiquitin-protein ligase HECTD3-like
Exons: 6
Coding region: 76-462 (128 amino acids)
Biological process (GO): proteasome-mediated ubiquitin-dependent protein catabolic process
Molecular function (GO): ubiquitin-protein transferase activity
Source: RefSeq, a predicted model, not a curated record